This is a messenger RNA of Vavraia culicis subsp. floridensis, 1863 nucleotides long. RefSeq lists its product as uncharacterized. The record is from RefSeq and is a predicted model, not a curated record. The transcript has a single exon. Gene Ontology annotation, molecular function: protein binding. Lineage: Eukaryota; Fungi; Microsporidia; Pleistophoridae. The coding region runs from base 49 to 1863 and encodes 604 amino acids.
AUCACCAUCCAUAAAAAUGAAUAAACCACCCCCUCAUCGCACAAAGAAAUGAUAAUUCUCACCAACAACGACAUCAACACACUAAUAAAAUCAUACCUGUACGAUGAAAAGUAUUACCACACCUACUUUUCGUUUGUAAAUGAAGCAGAGUGUGCCGAUAGUAUGCAGCACACGUUGAAAGAAUUGCUUAUGAAAGGGUUGCAGUUUGUUUAUUUGGAGGAGUGUGGGAGAGGAGGUGGGACUAGGGUAUGUGAGGUUGUGAUGGAUAGGGAUGAAAGGUAUUUUAUGGGAAAGUGUGUAGGUGUUGUUAGGGAUGUGGGAAAGGUAAGUGGUGGGGAAGGAGAAGAAAAGGUGAAGAGUGGUGGGGAAGGUGAAGAAAAGGUGAAGAGUGGUGGAGAAGGGGAAGAAAAGGUGAAGAGUGGAGGAGAAGGAGAAGAAAAGGUGAAGAGUGGAGGAGAAGGAGAAGAAAAGGUGAAGAGUGGAGGAAAAGGAGAAGAAAAGAUGAAGAGUGGUGGGGGAGCGAUUAAGAACGUAAAGGAAGAGAAGAAGUGGUGCGAUGGUACAGCGAAUCUAAAACAUGACAUGGUGCAUAACAUACGAUUGGAGGAUUGCAUGCCAUUAAUUGCUCUUAAAGGCGAUGAAAUGGUCAUAGCAUACGGUGGAAUGGUGGAAAUUAAUAAAAGGUGCUGUAGAGAGGAACAUGGGAGUGCUGAGGUGGGAGAGGACGGCAUGAAAGAGAAUGCUUUACAGCAGAACGUUGAUGAUAUGAGCAAUGCGGAAGGGACAGGCACAAAAGAUGGUAAUGAAGAGGAGGGCAGUGCUAAAGAGAGUGCUCCGUGUGAAAGUGGUCACAGCACCGUGUCAAACACCGAUGAGCACGGCACACAGAGGGGUGAGCGUAAAAAUACGGUCAUGCCGCGCACAGCGACACUUUCGGACCAGUACAGACCGAUGCAUACGCACCACGUGAACGAUGUGAUAACUGCCAUAACAUCAGCACCUACUGAUGUUUAUUACGGCACGUUAUCGGGCAGCGUAUUUACGCAUGCUCGUACGUACAGAAUAACACGCGCACCGAUACUUUCUCUUAGGGUGUAUGGUGAUUCGCUGGUGUGUGCUGAUAGUGAGGGUGUGGUGGGUGAAUGUGGGUUGGAUGGGAGGGGAAAGAAGGUGUACAAGGUGUUUGAGGGUGCGUGUUAUGAAGUAGAAGUGAUUGAGGGCGGGUAUGUAUGCGGAUCUGGUGAUGGAGAGGUUGUGCUCGUAAGUACUGAGGCUGUUGCUGGCAAUGAAGACGGUGGUGAUGACGUAUCUGAUGCUAACCACGGCACCAACACCGGUCAUACCAACCAUGUUACCGGUCCUACCGCUGACAUAAGCAGUCCUAAUAUCACACUGCUCUACAAACACAGACUCUCCAUAAAUCACCUAACAUCAUCCCCAACCCACAUAACAUGCUCAUCAUCCGACCACACAACCACCCUCCUCCACAUCAGCUCACCAUCCAAGCACGUGUACAACGAUCACACAGCAUCUGUAAACGCUCAUCUACACCACAACCGCUUAUACACCGUGUCAACCGACAAGCAAAUGCUCGUGUACGACAACGAACGGCUGGUCGAACGGUAUGUGCACGAUGGCCCGGUGUAUGCGAUGGGGUACGGCGAGUGGUACGGAUUGAUCGGAACGGGUACGCUUGGUAAGUGCGUGUAUUUUUAUGAUGGGCGGAUCGGCAUGGUUGACAGGGUGUGUGUUGGCGUGGGUGUUAGGGAAAUGGUGUUUUGUGGAUGGGUGGUUGGUUACUGCGGGGUUGAGGGCGGAGUUGGUGCCGUUGAUGUGAGGAUGAUGUAUAAAGGUGGGUACUGA